AUCGAAUGGAUCGAUUAUAAUUUCCCGCAUUUGUCGGUUGCAUCGUGCGUUUCAGCUGGCGGAGUUCUUGAUGGUAACAUGGUGCUCGAUGAUCGUGGCUCGAUCAGAAACUGUGGAGAACGAUCAGGAGAUGCUGCUGAGGAGGGCGGCGGAACAGCUGGAGCGAUUAACACCGUAUCGAAGAACCGCGGAAGAUCGGGAAUCCGAACUCGCGGGUUUGCUGGAGACAUGGAAGUCUUCCGUGGAUCAGAAUCAGUUGGACGGGACGAAGCAGUUAGACGGAAGCGAUGCGAAUCAGAAUGUAUCUUGGGAGAUGUCCGAGACCCUGCCGGAACAAACGGAGCCGGACGCGACGAAGCGGAUUGACGACAAAAAGCUGAUAACUAUCGGCGUUAUCGCCGACCCGCGAUACGCCGCGCUGAUGCAGGACAGGAUAAAGAGGGGCUUCGACGUUGGAUCCGCCAGUCUUCUAACCAGCAUAGCAGGCGGAGUGUUAAAUGGAGUCGUGAGUGCGUCAAGUGGUUCCGCAGCGAAAGCAUCAGCUGGCAGCAGCGAAUCGGUGUAUAAACCGGUGUACGGCGCACCUACAGUGGAACAUGCGUACACUUCGUACGAAGAGAAGCCGUUCGGCCCGUGGGACUUCAAAAAGGCGAUUUUCGGCACGUUGUUCCAAGCUCUCAAGGCAAUAGGUGGCGGCGUGUUGGCUCUCAAGGGUCAAUUAGUCAAGGGAAGUGGCUAUCUGCUAGCGGGCAAAGGCAAAGUUGUCAGUAAAGCAGGGGAUGUUAUCACAUCCUACGGUAAACAACUGGCAGCCAGUGCUGCAGCGAAGCCUUAUCCACCGGAACCUUAUUAUGAUUAUCCGCCCUAUCCGCCGACUCAGCAUAUAGGUCACGAUCACAGCUAUCCAGGGCCACCAGGCUCCGACGAUUUUUCCGAAGUGCCCGCGGACAUCUCUGGACACGAAACCUACGUGCCGUCAGACGACCAUGGUCAGGGCGGCCUGCUGAUCGUGACAUCGACGAAAUCUGACCUGGACAAGCACAGCGAUCAGCAUACGAACGCGGCGGUGCAGGAGAAACCGGAACCGGCCAAGCUGGCAGAGAGUUUCGGCGAACCGACCCAGAGCUCCGUCAUCAAGAGUCUCUUGAACAGCGUGCCGAAAGGUAGCGUCGGUUUGAAGGAUCAAACCAUAGCUGGCCAGGACAGUCACAGCAACAGUGACAACAACGCGGACCCUUAUCCUCCAGCUCAGCACCCGACCUAUGGUGUACCGGGUCACUACCCCGCGAACCACGGCAAUCCUACAUAUAACUACGAGCAGAAUUAUCCUGCCGUUCAAGAUCACGGCGCGUACCAGCAGGCCGAACUGCCGCAGGUCACGUCGCAUCAUCAGUUCUCGAACCUGGGCGUGGACCCAAAUCUACCGAUCCAGCCGAACGUGGGAUACCCGCCGCAGAUUCAAUAUCCGGGUCCGCAUAAUUCUCCGCUGGACCCGCCCAAGCUGCCACACGACGACGGCGGUACGUCGGUAUACGCGAGUCUGACCGUGGACACCGAGCCGCAGAUCGCGCCGUUGAAGGUGUCCCUCCUGGGCGAUUCGGGUGUCCUCGGUCUGCCCAAGCUGCAGCCGAACGUGGACUUUCACGGGCAGCCUCAGUUCGCCAACUACCUUCACGGCAGCAACUACCUUCACGGCAGCUUGGGCGGCCCGUUGAGGGUACCGCUUUUGAGCCCGAUGCCGUCUGCUUACUAUUGGCAGGGCCAAGGAUCGCUGGUACCGACCUCGGCCUUCGGCACGCUGGAUCAUUUCCGUAAAAGGAACGUCCGAGAGAGGCGGGCGUUCGCCAAACAACUCGCGCGAUACAUGUCGUUGCAGAACACGAGGCUCCAUCGGCUAUAAGGUCGAGGCAAGUAACGGCAAGUCGGCGAUGAAUAUGAUAGG
Vollenhovia emeryi is the source of this 1942-nucleotide messenger RNA. RefSeq lists its product as uncharacterized. The transcript has 4 exons. Bases 71 to 1900 code for a protein of 609 amino acids. NCBI's taxonomy places the organism in Eukaryota, Metazoa, Arthropoda, Insecta, Hymenoptera, Formicidae. The record is from RefSeq and is a predicted model, not a curated record.